Molecule: messenger RNA, 1333 nt
Organism: Haliotis rubra (blacklip abalone)
Lineage: Eukaryota; Metazoa; Mollusca; Gastropoda; Lepetellida; Haliotidae
Product: sulfotransferase 1C2-like
Exons: 7
Coding region: 242-1150 (302 amino acids)
Biological process (GO): sulfation
Cellular component (GO): cytoplasm
Molecular function (GO): sulfotransferase activity
Source: RefSeq, a predicted model, not a curated record
UUGCUCACAGAAGGAGGGCAAUGUGUGUAUCGGGACCAUGAAGGUAUACUGACACAAGUAACGCAAGUUUCAUGACCUACAUAAACAUAGCACAUAGGAGGAGUAUUGAGUCGGCAGUGUGUGAGAGCUGGAAUCUUGAAAGGGGAGACUUGACUACUGAACCGAUCGUUGACAUUUGAAUACACUGUCGUGGUGACAAGUUCUGAAGUAGUCCACGAGUGACAGACUGUUCUUAGAAUUGAUGCACAGUAUAACCAGAGAGAUGUCGACGCCAGCAGAGAAAGCAAUGGCGGCAGGGAUCAAUGUUGAACUGGUGAUGGAUGACGGUCUCGUGCAGGCUGCUAUAGUGUUGGACACGAUAAAGAAUGUGAAGCUUAUUCCUAUCCGUGACGACGACAUCUUACUCUGCACUUACCCAAAGUCAGGUACACAUUGGACCUGGGAGAUCCUCAACAUGAUCGUGGUAGGCAAGGCCGAGUAUGCGAAACACUGGCAGAACUCAGCCUGGCUGGAAUACAGGACGCACGAAGAGCUGGAGGCGCUGGCUUCACCAAGGAUCCUCCACACACAUCUGCGUCCAAGCCAACUACCAGAUGAUGUAUGGCACAAAAGAUGUAAAGUUGUGUACGUCAGGAGGAAUCCUAAGGACUGCGUGGUGUCGUCCUUCAAUCAAACAACCAAGCAGGUCUGGAAGGACAACCCUGUGGCAAAACCGUCCUACACUGGCACUUGGGACGACUUCAUUGAUAUUUUUCUGAACGGAGCAUUUCCUGGCGGACCCUAUUUCGAACACACUCUUGAAUGGACCAACAUAUCUGAAGUCCACGAAAACUUUCAAAUGUGCAGUGUGCACUAUGAAGACAUGAAAAAGGAUUGCGUUUCGGAAAUACGUCGAAUGGCUGAUUACUUGGGGCGCCCUUUGUCGGAGAAAACAUACCAGGACAUAUCCGAGGCAUGUUCUUUUAAGAAACUCAAGCAUGCUAACGAGAAGCUCAAAGACCAGACCUACCACUUUCAAUGGAAUGAUGAUUCAAGUGGAUACUUCAGGAAAGGUAUAACUGGUGACUGGAAGAACUGGUUCACGGUGGCCCAGAGCGAGCGGUUUGAUAAAGUAUACGAAGAAAGGUUAAAGGAAAAAUUCCCUUACUGACAUCGUGAAUAGGAAACAUAUUGCUUCUUCGUCGAGUUGGGUCCACAUAAAGACGGUGAAUACAACCAGUGUUAUGGACCGAAGACCGUUGUUGAUCACUAGUUCAGAGCCACGUACAUGUCCUGCUUGAGAUAGAUACGUAUGUUAUAAAAUAAUGGUGCAAAUAAAACUUAAAAUCCCUGA